AUGGCGUCGGGGAUGCUCUCAUACCUGCAGGCCCUGUGGCCGUUCUCUGCCCUCCUGAGGGAGGAGGACGACCUACGCGCGUCAGCGCGGCUGAUCGGGUCGCUCUCUGUGCCGGAGGAGACGAAGCAGUUCGUGCUCGCGCUCCGGGAGCCCGGCGGGUCGCCGCAGGACCGGCACCGGGACAGCGCCUGCGUGAUCUACAUCCUCGCCGCGCAGAACCUGUCGGAGCAGUCCGCCUCGGACGCCGAGCGCCUGAUCAGGGAGGUGCGACCGAGGGCCGUGGUCACCCAGGUCGCGCGCCCGGCCCUUGAAGACGUCCGGAUCGAGGAGGAUUGCCUCGCCGGCAAUGGAGGCGGGGGCAUUCCGGUACCGGCGUCGCCGUUUCAGGUGAUCAAGCGGUGCAUCACGGAGAAGAGGAGCAAGGACCAGUACGUCAAGGCUGCCGCGUGCCAGGUCCUGCAGGAGAUUUUUGGGGUCGGGUUUUAUGGCCAUCUGCUUGCUGCCAAGAGAGCUGCAGAGGAGACGGGUUCGUGUUUUCUAUUGCUUGAGUCUCCGUAUGAGAGGAAUUGUGGCGGGGUUGGAUCGUGCAGCCGGAAUAGUGCUGCAGACGAUAGCACAGCUCAGCCAUUACAGGCUAGUUGCUUGCUAGCUCACAGCACCACGGAUGAUGACUCAGGUUUGCAAUUGCAGGCUAACUGCUUGACCCCCGGGAGUGCCACUUCAAUUGUGAGAUCCCAUGGUAGGAAUAUAUGCCUUAUGGAUGAUAAUGGAGGACAACUGUUGAAGUCACUGGCACCAACUCUUAAUUUCUUGAUGUCCCAAGCAGUCUCAUCCAAUGCUGCCACUGAGUGCAGGCCAUCUGAAUGCAAGCCGACUGACAGAUACGAGGCUCCACCAUUUGCUCAGUCUGUCUACCCUUUACUUGCUGAUCUUUAUCAUAUAUUUGUUGAUAUUCCGUCGAUUGGUAGGGCUACGGCUUCUGCUCAGAAGCUGCUUACUCAAGUUCACGAGGGGAAGCCAAUCAGCAGUGAUAUGCUAUCUGAUGUGUACGUAUUUAGAAUUGCAAUAGAGGCCCUCAGGAUGGGUUUAAACAGUGCAGCAAGGUCCCAUAUUGAUACCAGAGAUAAACAUGGUUCAAAAGAUCUGGAUUUUUCAGAACUCCAAUCUGAUGAGAAGUGCCACAUUCUUCUUGUGCAAGCUCUCAGGAGUCAGCUAAGAGAGUUUGGUUCUGUGGUGGCUAUAGUUGACGCAAGCUGCUUAUCUGGAAUAAGGAGACAUUGGAACACCCCUGUUCCUUCAGAGAUUACUCAAUUAGCUAGCAGAUGCUUCAAUCACUUUGGUGCUGAAAAUGAUGAUAAAAUUGAGGUACCUUCGGCAGACAGCACUGAUAAAAAAAGUUGGAUAUCUGAGAAACCUGUGGUUGCUGUUGGUGCAGGAGGUACAGCACUCUUGGGCUUUUCAUCAUUAUCAAAAUCUAUUCAGGCUUCCGCCUUCCUUAAGCUCGCCCCUUACAAAAGUCCAGUGGUUCUAAAGUAUGGAUUGAUGCAGCUACAAAGACAUGCUGCUAUUGUAUUAAGCAAGAUGCUCCCUCAUGGGGUUGUUACUGCUGGCUCGAAGGCUUCUGCUUUGCAGUUCACAGCUUCAGCAGGGAAGAUCCGAGCGGUGGCACACACUGUAAUAUCAUCAGCUGAGAGAACAAGCUUAUUGGCUAUGCGAACUUCAUUCUACGAAAUAAUGCAGAAGAGGCAUAGGCAGCCUUUCAGAAUAACUCCUUGGGCAACAUUUGGCUGCAGCAUGGUUGCAUGUGCUGGCCUUGUGAUGCAUGGAGAUGGGAUCGAGUGUGCAGCCGAGGCAGCACCUUCUGUUCCCAUGAUUGCUUCUCUGGGCCGUGGCCUUGAGAGCUUACGGCUCACAUCCCAGGAGGUGAGACAAACAAAGGGCCAAAAUGUGAAAGAAGCUUUGCGAGCAUUAAUGAACAGCUUGAAGAAAUCAGCGAAAUAA
This is a messenger RNA of Miscanthus lutarioriparius, 2001 nucleotides long. The record is from the annotation of a GenBank genome assembly. Lineage: Eukaryota; Viridiplantae; Streptophyta; Magnoliopsida; Poales; Poaceae.